Molecule: messenger RNA, 1956 nt
Organism: Salpingoeca rosetta
Lineage: Eukaryota; Choanoflagellata; Craspedida; Salpingoecidae
Exons: 22
Coding region: 1-1956 (651 amino acids)
Biological process (GO): DNA replication initiation; DNA replication
Cellular component (GO): alpha DNA polymerase:primase complex
Molecular function (GO): DNA binding
Source: RefSeq, a predicted model, not a curated record
AUGGAGACGGCGAUCAAGGAGCAGUUUGGCGAGCUAGGCAUCACCUUGGACGAUGACGCAGUCAUAGGACAAUGUGCCGAUUUGUGUCACCGCUUUGGACUUGAGCCACUGGACUUGGCUGUAAAGUGGAACGCAUUCUUCAUGUCCAAGCAACUCGGCGAUAAGCCCACACAAAGCGCCCUGGAGCAGCUCGCGCAGGACAUGUCCAAGACCAUGUCUCAGAAAGUCACGCCGCAACGACCCACCGUGCACUACGACAAGUCAACCAUUGGCUCCGGGCUGGCCAAUGCGCUUGUCAGCUCGUUUGGGCUCUCUGGAGAUGUGGCUGAGGCCAUCAAGACCAGCGCGCAGAAGCCCAAGCAGUCAUCACGCAAGCGCAUGAGUUUCGCUUCCCCGCAAGCAGUCAAGCGGUCGGUGGGUGGUGCACGAAGCACGCCCAACACCCCGGGCACUCCAACCAGCCAGCAAGCAUCCAGCCUUCCUGCAGAGUCACCUCGAGCAUCCGCCAACUACGCAACGCGCACAAACGCCGGGCACGUCGAGCUGACCUUCAACCCAGGACAGCGGCCCGUUGAAGUUGCCAGCGAUGGCCCACGCCAGAACGUGCACGUGUCAGUGUUUCCAAGCACGCUGGAGAAGACAUACCGCUUCAUGUUUGAAAAGCUGCAUGACAGAGCAGAAGUGCUGGAUGUGCGGAUUGAGGAUAUGGCGGAGUUGAUCAUCCGAAAACACAAAUUGCAGUCCAUUGCGCUCAAGAAGUCAGAAGAGGACGAAGGUGGGGAUGAAGAGCAGCAGGAGCUGACACCACGGCAGGUGCUGGAGCAGCUCAACAGCGUCGACUUUCCAUCACAGUCGCCGGUGCUUGUUGUCGGGCGCGUGUGUGUGGAUGCAGCGGAGGGCCGGCUCAACAGCCGCUCCGUUGUCCUCGAGGGCUGCUUGGCCAACUCGCUUGGAAAACGCGUUCCGCUCGAUCUCAGCAGCACACAGCUCUUCUCCCUAUUCCCGGGGCAGAUUAUUGCUGCUGAGGGUGUGAAUCCGACUGGUGAUGCCUUUACACCAAGUCUCAUUUAUCAGGGCGCGCCUGCGCCGCGGAAGAAGACGAAACCGCAGGAGUUUCUCGACCUCUACUUCUCAAACGACGGUCCAGAUGGCGGUGCUGUGAAUGUGAUGAUGGCUGCGGGACCCUUCACGACCAACCAGGACCUGACAUACGCUCCGCUCGAUGACUUUCUCGCCAAAGUUUCACAGACGCGGCCAGAGGUCGUCAUCGUCAUCGGACCGUUUGUCCACGACCAGCACCCGCUCAUCACGGGCUGCGAGUUUGACGAGUCCUUUGAUGAGGUGCUGACGUUUGUGAUGGAGAAGAUCACGGGCGUGGUGUCUUCGCUGCCGCACACACACGCAAUUGUGAUCCCGUCGCUGGGCGACGUCACACACGACUUCAUCUUCCCGCAGGCGCCAUUCCAGAUCCCCACGCUGCGGCACGACGUGCGUCGGGUGCAUUUCCUUGCGAACCCGUCCACGUUUAUGAUCAACGAGUUGACAUUUGCCGUCACCUCAAACGACGUCCUCUUCCAACUCUCCCGCUCAGGUACUGCAUCGAACAUGCAUACGGAUCGCAUGCAGCGGCUUGUGAACCAUCUGUUUGAGCAGCGGAGUUUUUAUCCACUCGACCCGCCCCACGAGCAGGUGCACCUGGACUACGCGCACAUUGACAACCUCAAGCUCCCCGUCACCCCGGAUGUCAUCAUUCUCCCGUCCACACUUCGCCACUUUGUUCGCGAUGUCAACGGUUCCCUGGCCAUCAACCCAGGCCACCUCACCCGCAUGUCCGCAGGUGGAACGUAUGCGCACCUGCUGAUUCACGGACCGCGACGAAACGACAUUCCAGAGAAGUCCAAGGGUUUGCUGUCUGGCAUUGUGGACCGAUCAGCUUGCCGCAUCAUUCGCGUGUGA